Chaetomium strumarium is the source of this 927-nucleotide messenger RNA. RefSeq lists its product as uncharacterized. Lineage: Eukaryota; Fungi; Ascomycota; Sordariomycetes; Sordariales; Chaetomiaceae. The coding region runs from base 1 to 927 and encodes 308 amino acids. The record is from RefSeq and is a predicted model, not a curated record. The transcript is spliced from 2 exons. Gene Ontology annotation, molecular function: protein binding.
AUGGCGAGCGCUCCGAGGACAACGCCGAAUGAAGUAUUUGACGCAUCAAAGCAAGCAAAGGCGCCAUCAGAAUUCCUCUGCCGCGCACCCAGAUAUGCUCCCGCCGUCCGUGUCGGCUUCGUGAGCCCGGACGUGGGUUACGGCCUCUUCGCGGCGCGCGACUUCGCAAGAGACGAGUUCAUCUUCGAUGAAGCGCCCGCGAUGACCGCGCUCUUCAACGAGAAGUUCUCGGGCGACAAGGCGCUCAUGCAGAGUCAGUUGGCCGCCUGUCGCGGCGCCCUCGCUUCCGACCCCGACGUCAUUGCCCUCGCCUUUCCCUCGCUCGCCGCCCGGCUGGGUGUCGUCCCCGCCGACUUUGACCAGGCGGCGCGCGUUUUGACGUCCGGAGAGCUGGGCAAGAAUCUCGAGCAUGGCCGGUUUGCCGGGUCGACCGUGACGCGCCAGGAGUACGAGUCCUACAUAGCGGGCAUCAAAGCCAAAGUGGUGAGCAGCUCCUCCGAGACGGACGCCCGGAAUGCAUGUCUCGAGUUCUUCAAGCACUACGCCUUCCAAGUCCACCAGGGCGCCGGUCCUCCCCGUGCCGGGGGUGGAGUGGCGACGCGGGAAGCAUGCGUGUACCUGCUGGGCUCACUGGUCAACCACUGCUGCCCUGCCCCUUCAACUUCGCUGGCUAGCAGCAAGCAGAAUUCUUGUUACUCAAGUAGCAGUGUCCCGCCUGGGCCGAACUGCUCAUGGCGCAUUGGCCCUUCUGGGUUGGCACACUUCAUCAAGCCCCGCCAUAUCUGUGUGCAAGCGCGGCGAGAUAUAUGCGAGGGGGAGCAGUUGACGUGGGACUAUGGGAAGCAGGAGAAGGGGUUUGAGUGUGAGUGCGAAACCUGCCGAAGCAGCUUCAUGAGCGGACUGGGACAGACCUGCGGCGUGCUCUGA